CUGAAGACAGCACUCAGCUGAAUUGCUUUUUGCUUCAUUGAAGAUCUGUCUCUACUCAGAGGGAAUAUGCCUUGGGGUAUCGUCUUUCAGUAUUAACCAGAGCCAUGGCAAAGUGUAUGACAAAACCCACAGGCUCUGAAUCCAGCAACUGCUCCAACAGAACUCUCGGACUGCGUGGUUGCUCUCCGUUUUACCCGGGGGAGGAGCGAAGGGAUAGGGAUCCCACCAACCAGGAGUUUGUGCUGUCAGAGGUGACGUCUCCAGAAGAGGAUAGUUUGGAGUAUCACACCUUGUAGGAGUGGGAAGUUGUUGAAGAUUUCUCUGGUGGACUUGUACAAAAAACACAAAUUUUCCUGCUCUAGGUGCUUUCUGGAUAAUGGCGAAGAUGGUGAGAACAACAUGUGCAUUUUGUUCAGAAGGGGAGGCUGGCUCUGUGAUGUAUAUCGCCACAGAGAGAAAUAUUGCAGCUCAUCAGGAUUGUCUGUUAUUUUCCUCAGGAUUUGUGGAAUCCGAAGAUCAUAACCCAGAAAAUCUAGAAAUAAGGUUUGAUGUGUCAUCAGUGUUAAAGGAGCUCAGGAGAGGAAAGCGGCUGGUGUGCAACUUCUGCCGCAAGAAGGGGGCCACGGUGGGCUGCGAGGAGCGCGCGUGCCGCAGGAGCUACCACUUCUUCUGCGCGCUCUGCGACGAUGCAGCCGUGGAGACCGACGAGGUCAACGGCGUCUACAGAGUGUUCUGCCCAAAACAUGACCCAGGGAAUAGGACCAAUCACUAUGAUGCAGCUAAUAAGAAAAGAAGACGUACAUUGACAUCUCCCACCAUCACAGAAGAAAUGAGUACAGAAGAGACAGCAGAAGAAAACCAUUUACAAAUACUGAAAAGGAAAAACAACAGGCAUAAAGUUCGAAUAGACUUUGUUAGGAAGUGCAAACAAGCUGGGCUUCUGGAUGACAUAUUUGAAGAAAUGCUGGACACACUUCACCUGGCUCAGGAAAAACUGAUGGAUGACAACACUUCAGAAACAGAGUAUGAAGAGACAGUGAUGGCACUGUUUGAUUGUGGACUGUUUGAAAAUAUACUGACAAAUAUUUAUUCAGGAACAGAAGAAAAAAUCCAGAAACUUCUGGAAAACAGAAAAAGACUGGAUCACAAGAUUGAGCUACUGCAGGACUUAAAAGAAGCCAUCCUUCCUACUCCAGAGAACACAGCCAGUACAUCCAGUACAGUGUCUGAAUAACCUCUCUCUGCGAUGGUGCAAUUGUUAGGAUUUUCUAAUGAUAAAAAACCAGAGCAGUCUGGUCAGUGCCCAAUUCCCUAAGAUGAGGGCUGAAUGGGUGCAAGAAUGUGGUGUUACACUCCUUUUUAUACCUCACUUUUGCAAUAAUUUCAAGUCCUUCAAGUUUUCAAAUUUUCAUCUUCAAAUUUUUGCCUGGUUCCACUAUAAAUUUUCAUUUAUAUUGCACAAUGGAAUAUAAAUGAGUGUUAUAGACCAAAUUUAGCUUUUGCAAAAACUGAAGAGAACCCUCCAGGGAAGAUUUUUUUUCUCAAAGCCAAGGGACUGUUCAGCUGCCAUAGAACACUUGCUAAAGUAAUUUAAAACUAUGGGAGCCCUCUCCUGGCUGGGCAGUAGCUGCUUCACUGUCUGUCUAGACAGUGAUGUUUGAAGGAUCAUAGUGCUGCUUUGGUUUUCCCAAAAAAGAUAAAUGAGCAGAAGUUGCACUCAAAGAAGGCUUCUGGAAUUUAAACAGGAGUUUAAUUUAAAAAGCCAAAUUAUUCUUCUUUAUUGAUGGGUCAAGGUGUACUGUUUCUGCUGCAGUGGCAGUGGUAAAGCAGUGUUUGCAGGCAGACCAGAAAGCGUUGGGCAUUCAGAAAAGAUACGAUGUCAAAUGGGGCAAAACAGUGACUGGAUCUUCCUUUAUCCAUUAAGAAAGGGUUCAAUUUUCAUGUGUUUUGUCUUUAAAAUAUUGUUUGAAUACAGAAAUGCAUUGUUUAGCCACAACAGGCUAAGUUAAUGAAAUAAAACAUUUUUUAAAGGA
Molecule: messenger RNA, 2033 nt
Organism: Taeniopygia guttata (zebra finch)
Lineage: Eukaryota; Metazoa; Chordata; Aves; Passeriformes; Estrildidae
Source: RefSeq, a predicted model, not a curated record